Messenger RNA from Sporothrix schenckii 1099-18, 642 nucleotides. Its product is annotated as F-type H+-transporting ATPase subunit delta. Lineage: Eukaryota; Fungi; Ascomycota; Sordariomycetes; Ophiostomatales; Ophiostomataceae. Gene Ontology annotation, biological process: proton motive force-driven ATP synthesis. The record is from RefSeq and is a predicted model, not a curated record. Gene Ontology annotation, molecular function: proton-transporting ATP synthase activity, rotational mechanism. The transcript has 4 exons. Bases 1 to 642 code for a protein of 213 amino acids.
AUGAACUCGAUGCGCAUUGCCCGUGCUGCGCUGCGUGCGCGCCCAACCAUGGUCCCGCGGGUCGCUUUCCAGCGGAGAACCUAUGCCGAUGCUGUCCCCGACAAGGCAAGUCCCUCCGCCGUCGAUGCUUCGAACAUUACCACUGCUUCACGGGGAAGCUUGAAUCAAGCUGAGCUUGUCUUUGCCUCACCAGGUACGCAUUUAAACCGCUCAAUGACCAACACGAACGAGAUGGACCACGUCACAUCCCCAAUACGAACAUCUGCGUUGCUCCCCACCAUCUACAAGUCGCAGGACGUCGUGCAGGUCAACAUCCCCGCCGAAUCCGGUGAGAUGGGUGUCCUGGCCAACCACGUUCCGUCGAUUGAGCAGCUGAAGCCUGGCUUGAUCGAGGUCGUUGAGGAGAGCGGUGGCAACAAGCAGUUCUUCCUGUCCGGCGGCUUCGCCAUCGUCCAGCCCAACUCCGUCCUGAGCAUCAACGCCGUCGAGGGCUACCCCAUUGAGGACUUCAGCGCGGAGGCUGUCAAAUCGCAGCUGGCCGAGGCCCAGAAGAUUGCCAACGGCUCCGGUAGCGAGCAGGACAUUGCCGAGGCCAAGAUCGAGGUUGAGGUCCUCGAGUCGAUCCAGGCGGCCCUGAAAUAG